Messenger RNA from Triplophysa dalaica, 9715 nucleotides. It is a transcript of the gene arhgap33, whose product is annotated as Rho GTPase activating protein 33. Gene Ontology annotation, biological process: small GTPase-mediated signal transduction. Gene Ontology annotation, molecular function: phosphatidylinositol binding; protein binding; GTPase activator activity. The record is from RefSeq and is a predicted model, not a curated record. Lineage: Eukaryota; Metazoa; Chordata; Actinopteri; Cypriniformes; Nemacheilidae. Gene Ontology annotation, cellular component: fibrillar center; nucleoplasm; cell cortex. The transcript is spliced from 25 exons. Bases 1081 to 6702 code for a protein of 1873 amino acids.
GUUGUGUUGGUAUUUGAGAAUAUUAUGGGGUUCUUUAAGGAUGCUGUUGUGAUAAUACAGAUAUCAGAAAUUCAGAUUUAAUCUAAAUUUGUACGUAUCCAUGUAGGAUGCUACAGAUGUAAAAGCCAGUACUGUGUACAUUCGUUACCACAUUAAACAUGGUAUUACCAUGAUAUACAUCAUGGACCAAAAAAUAGUCCGCCAUUCAAUUUUUGUCCCAGCCUCAUAAUUCCCCAGAAACGCUCAUUUAAAGUUUGUGGUAAGUGUAUAGACACCGACCGACAUAUUUCUCUGCCUCGUUUGUAAAUUCGAUUGGAGGAUGAUCUCGCGCCUCCGCCCAGUGAUCAGCAGCGCGAGCCUUCCUUUUGUCCGACUGGGCACCUCAGUGGAACACUCCAUUCAGAAAUAGGGGUACAAAUGUUCGAGCGUGGGAUUGUAUACGACAAACAGAAAGUAUAUAACAUCCAUCGAGACUCAAUACACAUAACAGCGCCCUCAAUGUUAAAAGUGUAUCGAUAUAUGUCGUAAAAAGCGUCUUCGAUAGCGGUUAGGCCAACCUCGGGCGACCCCAUAAGUUGUUUUGGAAGCGUCGAAGAGACCCGACAAUUCUCACAGCAGUACGCCAAGAGAUGGACGGGAGAGCGUACGGUACGGGCACGCGCGGACCCCGUGGCUGUUACGGGGAGUCUGAUUGCUCACAGACGGCUUUAUUUGAGUCUCAUGCCUGAGGUGUUUACCGGAUGUCCGUUUGUAUCGAUGCGGGAUUGUUGGAGUUGUUUCGAGAAGUGCAGGAUCUAUCUUCCUCCUCCCUUUUCCCCUCCGCCUCCUAGUUUCGCUCUUUUGGGGGGUCUCUGGUCUGACGGCUCUCUGAAUUUUUGGACUCGAGUGGCGCUUUUUCACGAUCCGGAUCGCGAACGUAUGAUUGAUUGCAAAUCAAACAAGGAUGUAAGGAAGAGUGUUGAUGUGGGACGGAACUUUGGAAACGCGAGCUGAUCCAAACACGGAGCUCCGCAGGUCACUCACGCCGAAGCUGGAGAUAGGCAUGGUGUGUCGGGACCCCAGUGGGUUCGGAAAUGUGCCAUGUUUGUGAGAGCCAUGAGCCUGGCAGACGUGACUGGUUUCUUUCCCAGAGGAGAGCAGCUGGCUUUAAUGGCUCGGAGCACUGAUAAUCUGGACAGUUCUGGGGAACCUGGUACCCGAUCAGUGGGCACCACUGCUAACUUGAAGGGGAAGAUGAGCAAAAGGCUGUCUGUUGUGAAAGGUCACUUCCCCAAGCUUGUUGACUGUGCCCAUUUUCACUAUGAAAACGUGGACUUCGGUUCAUUAGAGCUUCAGUUUGCCAAUGAGCAGAACGAUGCCAGCUGGACCUCGGGCAGUGCCAAAGAUCUGGUUUUCCUUGUGCAGGUGUCCUGCCAGGGUAAGACGUGGAUGGUGCGACGUUCGUAUGAGGAAUUCCGGACGCUGGACGCUCACCUGCAUCAGUGCAUUUACGACCGGCGUUACUCACAGCUGUUGACUCUGCCUCCCCUCAGCGAGUUCGGAGAACGGGUGGAGACUUUCGCGCCACUGUUGUCCGAGUAUCUGAACAGACUCUCCAUGAUCGUGGAUAACAAGCUGAACUGUGGACCGGUUCUCACCUGGAUGGAGAUUGAUAACCAUGGCAAUAGAUUCCUGCUGAAAGAAGAGGCGUUUUUAAAUGUACCGGCCAUCGCUGCUGCUCACGUCAUCAAACGCUACAAUGCCCAGGCCAGAGAUGAGAUCUCCAUUGAGGUUGGCGAUAUUCUGUCUGUUAUCGAUAUGCCACCCAAAGAGGACACCACGUGGUGGAGAGGAAAACAAGGCUUUCAGGUUGGCUUCUUUCCCAGUGAAUGUGUGGAGAUAAUCAAUGAGAAGUUACAGCAGUCCGUCAGCGCUCCUGUCAGUAAGCAAGAGGUCGAUGGGUUGAGCUGUAAACCCGGCGUUACUAACACAACAGGACCUUCCUCUCCGACAUCAGUUCUUCAACCUUGGUUCCUAAACAUGACCGUCUCCAAGAAACACGGCAAGCUGAUGGGUUUCCUGCGCACCUUUAUGAAGUCCAGGCCCACCAAACAGAAACUGAAACAGAGGGGCAUCCUGAAAGAACGAGUGUUCGGCUGCGACCUGGGCGAGCAUCUCCUUAACUCUGGCCAAGAUGUCCCGCAGGUCCUGAAGAGCUGCUCAGAGUUUAUAGAGAAACAUGGUGUGGUGGAUGGGAUCUACAGACACUCUGGGGUUUCCUCCAACAUACAGAAACUCAGGCACGAGUUUGACAGUGAGAAUAUUCCCGAUCUGACGAAAGACCUGUACAUGCAGGACAUCCACUGCGUUGGCUCACUGUGCAAACUGUACUUCAGAGAGCUGCCCAAUCCGCUCCUCACCUACCAACUCUAUGAGAAGUUUGCUGAAUGUAUGGGAGAGAUGACAGAUGAAGAGAGAAUGGUCAAAGUUCAUGAUGUCAUUCAGCAGCUUCCUCCUCCUCAUUACCGAACAUUGGAGUACCUCUUCAGACAUCUGGCACACUUGGGCACGUGCAGUGCGGAGACCAACAUGCACAUUAAGAAUCUGGCAAUCGUCUGGGCCCCCAACCUGCUCAGGUCACAAGAAAUCGAGGUGGUCGGUUUAAGCGGCGCUGACCCGUUCAAAGAAGUGCGGAUUCAGUCGGUGGUCGUGGAGUUUUUGCUCAGCAACGUUGAAGUUCUCUUCAGCGACUCUUUCACGUCCGUCGGCCGUUUCAAUGCAGCCCGGCAGUCUCUCACCAGGCCCAAGUCGUUUGUGUCCAACAGGCUUCUGUCUCUGGAGGAGGCGCAGGCUCGUACCCAAGCUCCUCUUCUCCUGCAGGGAUCUCCUCAUGCUUUUCAGGGCCAGUUUCAUGCUGUGCUCGACCUCCCCGACAAAAGGAAAAGAGGCAUGAAGGUCCGAAAGUCGGCAGGAGGGAGCUGGAAGACGUUCUUUGCCAUUGGGAAACCCGGAGCUGCAGGUAGACGCAAACCCACCCGGAUCACUUCUCUGUUUCAGCCCACCACGUCUCACGCAGGUUGUAGGGUAGACAGCGUGACUCUCAGAUCAGCGAAGAGUGAGGAGUCUCUGUCGUCUCAGCACAGUGGAGCAGGUCAAGGAAAGAUGCAGCGCUUGCGAAGACCUCGCUCCAGCAGCGAUGGCCUCUCUCUGGCUGCUUCGGUCGACCCACAGCUCCUUCCCCAGCACUCCCCAUCUACAAUCCAUCCGAGUCGCUCCUACGAUAGCCUCCUGCCCGAGGACACCCGUGGUGCGGAUGAGGAAGAGGAUGAAGACGAAGAGGAUGAGGAGGGUGUGUACAUGUUACCCGAUUUCUCCCAAGAACCAUCCACCUCAUGGAUGGCAGAAGAUGUCAUCGACUUCAGCCCCACCUUCUUGGAAGAUGGGCCAAUCGGAUUGGGAGGCACCUGCGUUCCCCCGGGCGGCAGAGAGUCCCCUCCUGCGCCUGCACCCCCUCCAUAUCGCUGUCUCAGCCAUCAAGGUCACGCCCGCUCAGGGAGCCAGCGAUCAAUUACGGAGGAUCCAGACUCUGUCCUCAACCAAUCAGAAGCUGCUGCCCGACGGAGUUUGAUCUUGGCUGCGGCGGCUCCGCCUCAGCAGGUGUUCUGUCAGCACAGGCCGUCUGUGGCCACUAAUCCUUCUGUGAGCACCGCCCUGCAGGGCGAGUCAAAAGUAAGCCCCUCCCACGGCCAGACGCCAACUACCACGGCUCAGCCAUCCCAGCCACAGCAAGAGAGACGUUCUUUUACUCGUAAAGUCGUUCAUGCUCUUUCACCUAAAGCGCCAAAAUCCCCACCGUCUCUUGACAUUUCUGAUCCGAUCGCCAUCAGUGUACCUGCCAAGGUUUUGGAAAUGAUUGGUGGGCGAGCUGGUGAAUUGCAAACUGGAAUCCCGAACAGUGGGCCGCCACAGCCACCCCAGAUGAUAUCUAUGCUCUUGAGGUCAUGUGACUUUCAGCUCACAGAGAGCUGUCAGCAGGAGCUCAGCAGUAAAUUGGGCCCCAGCGUCAAGAUCAAGGGUCCCAGUAUUUUGGGUCCAGCUGGCAAUCCUCUUCCUUCGCAACAGCCCCCGCCACCUCCUCCCAAAAACCCUGCACGCCUUAUGGCUCUGGCCCUGGCUGAAAGUGCCAACAAGGCCCUGCGGCAAGGUGCAUCUCCCCCAUACCGACCCCGUCAGACGGGAGCCUCUGAGACAGACUUACGCUUUCAGAGGUCACUUUCUGCUGAUGCUGGUGCUUUGCUAUCCUCUGACCCUAAUCAGAUCUACUCCACCGUGCGCCCGCUUUCUGUGUGGAAGACUGAGGGUGAUGCUGAUGAGGAUGAAACAGGAACUGAACAACAUGCAGAUAAAUCACAUGGUGCAGAGCAAAGGUCUCCACCUGGGACUCGGUCUUCUGCCAGCUCAGUGUCUGAUUCGGGGUCAUCUAAUUCAGAACUGUCAGCUGCAAGUUCCUCGGAGGACAUUGAGCGAACCCCAAGCCCUAUCUAUAAAAACGAGGAGACGAUUUCUUCAGCACAACCCUCAAAAUCCAGCCCAACCUCCAAUGACACUGCCCAUUCCCAGAGGAAACCACCAGCGUAUGGACGUCAGUUUUCUGCUCCACAGCUUCAACAGCAGAAACCUCACACAACUCUCAACUGUCAGUCCAAGCCUGCCUCACAGCCACACCUCCAGAUCCUGCACUCCAAAUCUGAGAGCUCUCCACUGGCCCAGGUACGAGCCUUCCAGCCCACCCGCCCUAAAGUUCCACCCAAGCCCCCUGAUCUUGCUCCCCUGAGAGCUCCGCUCUCGCAGACGGACCGACAUAAUUACAUGCGCCGUUCUUUGGAUGCCACCCGCAUCCGACGCUUUGCAGGGCCUCCUCAGGUUACCCAACCACUUUCCAGAGCUUUCUCCGAACGCAUCAGUAGUACCUCCGACGCACUGUCUCGGUAUCACGCCACCAGAAUGGCCGGCCAAGCCGCACACGUUCCCCAGCAGGCAACUCCGAUCAGACCUGUUGUCCCCUCUUCUGAAGAUCCAUCCAAGAUGGAGAACUUCUACUAUGAGAUUGGCGCACCUGAGCAUCCACCCAGCUACGCACGACACAGCUAUCAGAAUAUGAAGCUGGAUCUAGAGGGCAACCUCCAUCUUACUGACCCGGCCAAUCAAAGGCCUGUUUCCAGAGGUCAACCCCCUCCGUAUAACCACCAAGGUGGUGGUAGAGCUCCCCAGUUGUGGUCAUCGGAGGCCACACGAGCCUGGGCCGCAGCACACUCUCACUCUUUUUCUUUUUCCCAUUCUCACCAUCGCUCUCAUGAUGGAUCCUCAGGUCAUCCUCCCCACUCACGGACUCAGCGACAGACAUCAUCAUCUGUCCGGCUGACCCGAAGUGAAGUGCAUCCCAUGGGCUCCUCAGUGGGCGUACUCCCUCUAUCCGUGCACCUGCGUGGCCUGUCUUGCUCCCAGCGCUCGCCUUCAGCAGACCACAAUACCUCUCAACUUCACCCCUACUUUGAAAAUGGAAAGGUGUGUUAUCGGUACUUUGAAGCUUCUAGACCAGAAGACUUGCCUCUGAAUCAGCAUCAGCAUGCCGGAUUUAAGCCACAUCAAGCCCAGCCGCCUCAGUCCUCUCCUGCGCAAGAGCUUACGAAAGAUCAGCCCGAGCACAUUUAUGUCAACUACCCAUUUACAAGCCCGUCAGGAGUAACUACAAAGUGUUGGGCCACCACUGACCUUGACGGUGAUGGUAAUCGAGAUUUGGAGACGCUAAUGCCACCAUCAGAGCCACCACCCGAUGAUAAACAACAAAAGCAACCACAAGAAGCAAGUCCUAUGGCUAUCUUGGACUGUCCUCAGAACGAUGCGUCCCUGGAUUCUAAAGACAUCAAUCCAGCCUCAUCCGGCACCACGCACUUCCACAGCCGCUCGGAUCCGCAAAGCACCACAACAGAGCCCGCUCACAUCCUCACGGGUAAAGACAUCGCCUCCUUGCUCAUUGAAAAGCUUGCUGAGGAUGAAAAGGAGGCUGCGCCGGCUUCUUCCUCAUCCUCGUCUUCCCCACAUUUUGAGCAUCCCCCGAAUCCCUACCCCAGCCAACAGCAGCAACCACCCCCUGCAUACAACGUAUACACCCCGGGACCCUCUCGAGGGCGCUUUGAAGUUCAGGUGACUCAAAGAGAAGCUUUCCAACGACAAGACCUCUUGCGUAGAUCCUCUGGAGGCCAGUAUAGACAAGCGUUUGACGUCAUGCCAUCGGGCAACCAAGUCCUUAAGUUUUACCGAAGCCAAGACUUUAUUCCAAGUGCACAGGGAGAAAGCACAACCCCUAACCCUUAUCCCCCAAGACAGCAUUAUCAGGAUGCCCCAUACCCCAGCUGGGGCCCUCAGGCCCUCCCAGACGCCCCCCACACGUGCACUCCACCUACAGUGGCCUUCUCAAAUUUAGCCGUUGGGUCAACAAGAGGAUACGGGCCCCACAUGGUGGCCAACCAGUUUAACCAGUUACCAUACCAGUCAGGGCCAGUGCUUCCACAGUAUCCCAACACACCCCGACGAGACAUCGUCCUAGAUCCUUCUCUCCGACCUCCGGGGUUGAUGAACCCGAGAGGUCUGAACCGGCAAGGGAGCCUGCCGGGACCCAACUGGACCAUACGAACUGAAGGCCAGACCCGUAGUUACUGCUAAAGAGCACAACUGCCACACAGCACACCUGUGUCUUUAGACUUUAAUAAUGUGGCGUAGACAGAUAGAAGCACUAGACAUUUAUGUUUCCUGUACAGGUUGUGAAAGAUUUUGUUUAACCUCUUUGAGGGAUGUUCCUGUUUCAGAAAGAUCUCACUGCUGUCCCGUGAUUUGAGUGUGUAUUGGAGUGAUAAAGUGUACGUGAUGAAGGCACGAAGCUGAAAGUAUCAAAGAAGUGAACCGUUAAGUGGCUUAGAUAUGAAAACAUUCCAGAACACACUGUGCUGUCCUGCAGAUGUAGUCAGAGAGGUGCGUCGCUGCUAUUCCUCUGACGGACGGUUGCUCAGUGGUUCAUUUUUGUUUUACUGCUUCGAGUUUUGUUCGUUUAGUUUUAACACAUUUUUUUAUGUUGUACAGGUACACAGGAUUAAUGUGUUUUCCUCUUUAAAGUACGAUAAAAAGAACCUCAAGAGAUGCUGUUGGUUAUAAGAAGCUCAGAAGCUGUUUUUGUUGUAUUUCCCAUUUAUUUGUUUUUUAUUGCUUGUUUAAGUUAUUGUGGAUUUCUGUUGGAACAAGUUCUUGUUAAAUAGUUUUAUUUUGCUUUUUCUAAAUUUGUUUUUAAAAUGUGAAGUUUAGAACUUUUAGUUUUAAUUUCUGUGUGAAUUUGUAAAAGUGCAACAUGCUUAGAGUAUCUAAAGUUAAGCACAUGGAACGAAAUGUUGCCUUGCGUGGAAGGUACUGGUGUUGGUUUUCGGAGGGUGUGAGUGUGAAUAUUUUCAUGUGGUACUGUAUUCUGUUCAUUCUUAAGUAAUGUGUCAGAGGAUUUAUUUCAAAUUGGUGUUCCUAUCCAAAGCAAGUAUUUAUGGUGGGUUUUGUCAACCUGUCACUCUCAAACAACCUCCAAUAAUUGACACGAUCCACUUAACGUAAAUUCGUUCUACAGCAUUUUCCAGACUUCAUAUUUAAACCGGCAGUUCACCGGAAAAAAAAACCGUUAUCAUUUACUCACCCUUAAGGUGUUCCAAAUCUGUGUAAAUUUUAUUUUUCUGAUGAACAUAGAAAAAGAUAUUUGGACGAAUGUUUGUAACCAAGAGUUCUUGGCCACCAUUGACUACUAUAUUAGAAUAAAUCGAAUUGGUAGUCAAAAGUGCCCCAGAACUCUUUGCUUUCCUACAUUGUUUAAAAUCUUCUUUUGUGUUCAACAGAACAAAGAAAUUCAUAAAGUCAUUUUUCCUACAAUGGUACUCAAUUGUGGCCAAUAACUGUUUGGUACAAGCAUUGUUCCAAAUAUCUUUCUCUAUGUUCAUCAGAACAAAGACAUUUAUAGAGAUUUUGAAUCAACUCGAAGUUGAGUAAAUGAUAACAGAAUUUUCAUUUUUGAGUGAACUGUUCCUUUAAACAAAACCGCAUCAAAAUGUGGUAAAUCCUUUAAAAUUGAGUUGAUCUGUGUAAAAGGUUAGUGAUCGGUGCCUUUCAUUAAUAAUUGAUUAUCUUUGGUUUGAAAGCAGAUAUUGAAGGGCUUCAUGUGUUUUAGCCCAGUUGCCCUUAUUUACACUUUUUAUGUUCCCAAGUCCUGUAGAUAUAAUGUCUGGAUAAGAGAGUAUGUUUGUGUGUGUGCGUUUGAUGGAGUGAAAGAGAGUGAGACCGUAUGCAUGUCUGAUCAUUUUUAAUACAUAUCUAUGCAGUGAAUAACCAAGGAAAUAUGUUCCUAAAAACAUGAAAUCUUAAUGCUACCUAUGUAUGUCCCGUGCGCGUGUAUGUUUCGGUGAGAGGUCGUGCAUGUGGCUUUGAAGGUAUAUACAUGAACUGAAUCUCCAAUGAUCCCCCAUCAGCCUUUAGCACUAAAGGCACUUCAUCUUAUUUUGUAAUAUUUUCCAGUAUGUGAAUUAAACCGUCAGUGACGAAACUGUAGUUUGUUGAUUUAUUUUUGGACCAUUUUUUUGUACAGCGGUAAAAUAAGAGGUGUAGGUCCUAUUUUGGGGAUUGUUCACCCAAAAAUAUAAAACCUGUCAUCAUUUAUUCACCUUUAUUUCAUUCAAAACCUGUAUGACUUCCUUUCUUCUGCUGAACAAAAACAAGAUAUUUGAAGAAUGUUGUUGACCAAACAAUAGUGGUACCCAUUCACUUGCGUUGGUUAUGUGUCCAUACAAUAGAAGUGAAUAGGUACUGCCAUUGUCAUACAGGUUUGAAAUGAUUAUUUUCAUUUUUGAGUGAACUAAUACUUUAAUGAUGUUCACAAGUAAAAUGUGUCUUGACUUAUGUAGAGUUUAUGUGACGGUGUUUUAAAAUCUUUUACUUGUGCAAUAUGCUGGUGUGGAUAGCAGAACCUUUUUUGCUCAUUUGGAUAAUGACACACUUUCCCUUUAGUACUUGCAAAUGAAAGAAAAGCUGCUUAAUGUGCACAAAUUAAAUGUAAUUUUAAUGACAAUUUGGCAUAAUCCUGUACUAAUGAACAUGGGAUAAAAUUAUGAUAACCUUCAUUUACAUAAAUAACAUUCUUAAAUAGUUCAAACGUGACCUUGAAGUGGAAGCUUGUGUUAAACGGAUAGUUCACCCGAAAUAUAAAUUCUGUCAUCAUUUACUCUCCCUCUUGUCAUAUUUAAAAAAAUGUUGAUAACAACUGGUACAAAUCCACUAUUAAGGACACAAAACCACUGCAAAUCAAUAAGUACCGCGACUGUUCGGUUACCAACAUUCUUUAAAUUAUCUUGUUUUUUGUUCUGCAGAAGAAAGUAAGUCAUCAGGUUUUGAAUGACAGUGCUGGCCGGAUUGACACACAGUCUCCACCCACUGAGGCGGCAACCUUUCUUUGCUGCAAGUAACAUGAGAGAGGUCUUUCCUGUAUGACAUCCUGCAAAACCAGUCUGAUUCACAGUGACAGGCGACACUCCCAGUUGAGUCUAAAUUCAAGCAGACAUAUGCAUAGACUAACAUGCUUUUUAAUGUUAAUUGCUGUGUGCGGAGAUGCCAGCCUUUUGUCUCCCUUUCACCUUUGGAAAUAAAUCGAUCAAUCUUU